UGAACUUUUAAUUGUUUCAUAUCUAUUCUUUGCAUCUCUUUUUCUCCACUUUGCAUCUCAUUCUUCCCCACCUUUCUCUCUCGAUCGAACAACGCCUACCCAACUGUUGAAUAUAUAUAGGUGCAACCCACCGCCGAGCUACCUUCAAUUCUUUUAUCACUUCCUUUCAACGAUUUGAGUGGUGAAAUCCCUUCUGACAUUUGGGAUAUGGAGAAAUUAGAAUCGAUUGAUCUUGAAGGUGGUUCUACGUGAUAAAUGUUUUGAAGAAAAUUUGAAGUUAUUUGUCUUCUGUUGCGUUUUAAUCGCUUGCAAAAUACACUGUUCAGUCUUCUGUUGCGCUUCACUCCGUUUGUGGAUCUCCCUCCAAUUCACAAUUUGUUUUCGAACAAAUAGAGAACAAGAACUUGUAUCAAUGGAACGCAAUCAUCAAUAGAUAGACUAGAAAAGAUCUCUGUUAUGGAGCGAUUCUUGUCUUUUCCCAGUUUUUGGUAAUGGGUCAUAUACCUGAUAAUUUCACCUUGCCUUGCGUGAUCAAAGCUUGUGUCAGCGCUCCGAAUUUGAUAUGUGGACAGGUGGUUCACGGGAUGGCCGUGAAGCCAGGUUUGACCUUAGAUGAUUUUGUGGGUAAUGUGUUGGUUUCAAUGUACGAGAAAUUUGAAUUUAUUAAAGAUGCAGUUAAGGUGUUCGACUUUAUGCCUCAAAGAAACUUGAUCAAUAAACUUGCACAUUUUGUUGUUAUAGUCUCUAGGCAAUAUUCAAUGAAAGAAACUUCCAUAAGCUAUCUGGAAGGAGUGAUUGAAAAGCACCGAGCUACAAAAGAGAUGCGUAUAGAUGGAAAGUGUUUGAGUAAAUGCUUAAUAGAAUCAAGCUUGUAA
This is a messenger RNA of Lactuca virosa, 875 nucleotides long. The record is from the annotation of a GenBank genome assembly. NCBI's taxonomy places the organism in Eukaryota, Viridiplantae, Streptophyta, Magnoliopsida, Asterales, Asteraceae.